Achroia grisella is the source of this 602-nucleotide messenger RNA. RefSeq lists its product as uncharacterized. The record is from RefSeq and is a predicted model, not a curated record. The transcript is spliced from 4 exons. Bases 119 to 592 code for a protein of 157 amino acids. Lineage: Eukaryota; Metazoa; Arthropoda; Insecta; Lepidoptera; Pyralidae.
ACCACAACAGUCAAUUUCGAACCAACUUAUAUUAGCAACUAUAUCGACAAAACAAAACACGACUGUCGCUACACGGUCGUACAUUGUCUUAUUUUAUCUGUGACCGUGUUAGAAAGCGAUGUUAUCGAGACGAGAUAAACUUCUAGUGCAGCCGUGGGAGGACCGACGGUACAAAGAUCACAGACUGAAAGUAAAAUCAGCCCUCCCUGCUAUCGACGACCGUCCGCCAGCGACGCGGCCGCAUGUUGUCCUCAAACUGAAGAAGUGCCAAAGGGAACUUGACAGGAAGAACAAGAUACAGAAAGACAAUUUCGGUUUGCUGCAGCGGUUGAAUAACAUUAUGAGAGAGAAACGGCUGGAUAACCAGUGGACGAAACCUCUACCUAACUUCCAACACAAAGUGGGUCUGUUCUUCGACGCGGAAUCUCUGCACAGUAGGGUAACAGCACGCUCUAACGUUGACGAAUCUCCCGACAUUUCAUACAGCAACGUCAAAUGUUACGCGUGCAAUCUCAAAAAGAAACACUUUCGACUUGAAUUGGAUGGUUCAAAACGAAAUGAACUUCUCCUACCUGCGCUUUUCUUAAAUUAAAUAUAUGAUU